AUGGCCAGCAAGGAUGGUGGGCAGGCAUUCGCCCCGGUCCUAGCGGCCGUCGCGACAAUGCAAGGCAACGUAUCCAGGGCCGAGAAGACCCAAGCCCAUGAAUUCCUCGAGAAAUUCCAAAAAUCGAUCGAGGCAUGGGAAACCACGCAUUCGCUAUUACAGUCACCCGAGGUGCCAAUCGAAGCCAAAUUGUUCGCCGCGACCACAUUGAAGGGAAAAAUUGUCUUCGAUUUGGACCAACUCAACCCAGAGUCCGUUUUAGCCCUCCGGGAUUCCGUCCUUGGCCUCCUCGUGGCCUUUGCCUCCGGUCCGCGACCUAUCCAGACUCAGCUAUGUGUGUGCUUGGCCAGUCUGGCGAUCCAGAUGACCGCUUGGAAAGAUGUUCUCGCCACCGUGGGAUCCGCAUUGGGCAGCAGUGCGGGGGAUUGUGUUUUGGAGUUCUUGAAGAUUCUCCCUGAGGAGGUUACAGAAGGCCGCAAAAUCAACCUCAGCGAGGAUGAACUCCUGUCGCGAACGAAGGAGCUACUGGAGGAUAAUGCGGAGCAGGUGAUGCAGGUGAUGAUUCAAUAUUCUCAGUCUUCGCCUUCCGCUGCAACCAACCCGCGUCUUCUGGACUGCAUUACCUCGUGGCUUCGCGAAAUUCCCCCCGCCCGGGUCGUCGAGUCACCUCUAAUGGAUGUAAUCAUGAAGGCGCUGGACAAUGACGUUUCCUUCGAUGCUGGUGUUGACUGCAUGUGUACCCUCUUCCGCGAUACCAAAGACGUCGACGAAUCUCUCUCCAUAAUCCAAGCCCUCUACCCCCGAUUGAUGUCUCUCCGGCCUAAGAUCCUUGAAACCGCCGAAGCAGAAGACUUGGAGGCGUUCAAAGGCAUUACCAGAAUGUUCUCAGAGGCUGGUGAAGCCUGGGCCGUUCUUAUCGCUCGCCUACCGGCCGAAUUCCGCGGCCUCGUUGAGGCCGUUCUGGAGUGCUGCGCGCGCGACUGGGAGCGGGACGCCGUUUCUCUCACUUUCAUCUUUUGGUACGAGCUGAAGCAGUACAUCACCAUCGACCGAUACGCCGAUUCUCGAGUUAACUUCCAGGAUAUCUUCUCCCAGCUGGUGGAUAUCAUGGUUAAGCAUUUGGAAUUCCCUAGCCCCGAGGAUGGCGAAACCGACCUCUUCGGUGGUGACCGAGAGCAGGAGGAAAAGUUCCGACAGUUCCGACACUCCAUGGGUGAUGUCUUGAAGGACUGCUGUUCUGUCGUUGGCGUGACCGAUUGCCUCGGCAAGAUCUAUCAGCUGAUCCAGCAAUGGGUUGGCAAGUACGCGGCACAGGCUAGUAACGAGCACGUUCCACACUGGCAGGAGUUGGAGGCCCCUCUCUUUGGACUGCGUGCCAUGGGCCGCAUGGUUGACCCCGAGGAAAGUACCGUGCUGGGUCAAUUGGUCAGCUUGAUUGUCCAGAUCCCUGACCAAGAGAAGGUCCGGUUCCAAGCAAUUAUGGCUCUCGCUCGCUACACCGAGUGGACCGCUCUUCACCCAGAAACCCUUGAAGCGCAGCUCAACUAUGUAAUUUCCGCCUUCCAACACCCCUCUCCGGAGGUCAUUCAGGCGGCUGCUCUUGCGUUCAAGUUCCUCGGAACUGAUUGCCAAAAGCUGCUCGGUGGCCAUAUUGAACACCUCCAUUCAUUCUUCUUGUCUGUGCUUGACAAGCUGAAGCCCACCAGCCAAGAGGAAGUGACAGAGGGUGUUGCAGCCGUAGUGUCCGUGCAACCCCUGGACAAGAUUUAUGACUCUUUCAAAAUGUUCUGUGACCCGAUCAUGCAACGAAUUAUGAGCCUCGCCAACAACGCCCAAGAUGAAGAAGGUCAGCGAGCGGUUGCCGACCAUUUGCAAUUGAUCACAAUCUUCAUUCAAGUGGUGACCCCCAUCGUUGCACCCGGCGAGGAAAACCCUGCCGUUAAGUACUGCGGCGAAAUCUUGCCUAUCAUGGCCACGAUCGUUAUGAAUUUCACGUCUUCUACCCCCAUUCUGGAGCGCGUCUGCCGGUGCUGGCGCUACAUGAUUAUUUCCUACCGGACCGCUAUGAUUCCCCUUCUUCCCACUCUCGCUCAAAGCAUUGCCAGUGGUUUUGAGGCAUCCCGAGAGGGUUGCUUCUUGUGGGCCACUGACGCAGUGGUUCGCGAAUUCUCUGAGGGUGCUGAGUACGUGGAUCAGGCGACUAGCGAUGCUGUCUACCAGUUCUAUGAGCAGCAAGCCAUUUCAUUCCUACGGAUCUUGAAUGAUCUGCCCCCGGAGAAUCUUCCCGAUGUCAUCGAGGAUUUCUUCCGGCUGUCUUCUGACGCCGUCCGCUACUACCCUAAGAAAUGUAUUACCUCAUCUCUAGCCAUUCCUAUCUUCUCCGCCGCACUUAGUGCUCUCACCCUCCAACAAGUCGAUCCCCUUAUUGCUACCCUCCACUACUACCGCGACUUGUUCAGCUUCGCAUUCGACAAGCCCACCGUCUCCGAGUUUACCAGCCCCGAGGGCACACCCUACAGCAAUCCUCCCGAGGUUCGUGAGGCCGUCAGGGCUCUUCUUCUGUCGCAGGGCCAGCUUCUAUUCCAGCGUGUUCUAACAGGCAUGAUGUUCAUCUUCCCUGGUGACUGUUUCCCUGAUGCAUCGGGUGUGAUGAUGACCCUCUUUGAGGUGCUACCUCAUGAGACUGGCGCCUGGUUAGAGAGCACCCUGCAGAUGCUGCCCCCUGGGUCCAUGAAGCCAGUCGAGGCCGAGCGACUGCUCAAGGGCAUUGCUGAGAAGGUCCAGUCUGGUGAAACGCGGAAGAUCCGCGUUUUACUUCAAGAUUUCACCAACUCCUACCGCCGCCGCAACGUGGCCCCCCGCGAUGGCCUCGGCCGCCUGGAAGCGACACGAUUCCGAUUCAGCGGAUGA
This is a messenger RNA of Penicillium pulvis, 2910 nucleotides long. Its product is annotated as mRNA transport regulator MTR10. NCBI's taxonomy places the organism in Eukaryota, Fungi, Ascomycota, Eurotiomycetes, Eurotiales, Aspergillaceae. The record is from RefSeq and is a predicted model, not a curated record. The coding region runs from base 1 to 2910 and encodes 969 amino acids. Gene Ontology annotation, molecular function: small GTPase binding. The transcript is spliced from 5 exons. Gene Ontology annotation, biological process: protein import into nucleus. Gene Ontology annotation, cellular component: cytoplasm; nuclear membrane.